Messenger RNA from Psylliodes chrysocephalus, 465 nucleotides. Lineage: Eukaryota; Metazoa; Arthropoda; Insecta; Coleoptera; Chrysomelidae. The record is from the annotation of a GenBank genome assembly.
AUGAAAAAGAGAGAUGAAAAUCUUAUUGGCUGUGAGGGACCUUGUGGUUCCUGGUUUCAUCCUGAGUGCUAUCUUAUGGAUAAUAAUGAUUUUAAAGUAAUUCAUAAAUUGAAGAAUAUUUAUUUUAUUUGUAAUUCCUGCAAAACAAAAAUUGAAAUUGUCGACAAAAAAGAUAAUGAAAACCAGAAAAGGAAAAUCUCUAAUAUCGAUUCGAACUUUUCUAAACUUAUUACCGAACAAGUGACCAAAGCUAUCUUUGACCAAUUCCGAGAUGAGAUAACUCAAAAAUUAGAAUCCUGUUUUGAAGCUAUUCAAGAAAAGAUUAAAGACGCAAUUUCUACAAAUUCGUCAAAUAUAGCUGAACCUUCUUACGCCAAUGUUGCUUCUCAAUCCAAGUAUAUUCUGCAGCCAAAAAUUAAUAUUACUCAAUUAGUUUCCACAACUAAAUCCGAAAUGGUGCAUUAG